This is a messenger RNA of Chenopodium quinoa (quinoa), 2454 nucleotides long. RefSeq lists its product as uncharacterized. Lineage: Eukaryota; Viridiplantae; Streptophyta; Magnoliopsida; Caryophyllales; Amaranthaceae. The coding region runs from base 1 to 2454 and encodes 817 amino acids. The transcript has 5 exons. The record is from RefSeq and is a predicted model, not a curated record.
AUGGUUAUGGAUGCUAUUGGUCAUAAUUAUGAUCGAUCGGGUACUGAAGAGGAGGAGCCUAACGCUGAAGCAAAGCGUUUUCUUGAUUUGUUGAAGGCGUCUGAACAUCCAUUGUAUGAAGGGAGUUCGAUGUCGGUUUUGGAGGUGGCGGCAAGAAUUACUAGCUUAAAGUGUGAGUACAAUUUGCCGCACAGGUGUGUUGAUGGGUUCGUUUCAUUGUUGACAGAAGCGAUCCUUGGCAACAACCGGUUGGGUGAGACAUUCUACGAUGUUAAGAAGGUUGUUAAGGGGUUGGAGCUGCCGCAUGAAAAAAUUCAUGCAUGCCCCAAGGGAUGUAUGUUGUUUUGGAAAGAGGAUGCUGAGCUUCCUACAUGUAGAGUGUGUGGCAGUGAUCGAUACAAAAGAACUUUCAAAGGCAGCUUGGUUCCAAAGAAUGCGCUAUUUUAUUUCCCGAUCACAUCUAGGUUGCAAAGGAUGUUUGCAACGAAGAACAUUUCAGAGGAAAUGAGUUGGCAUGCAAAUAAUCCUCGUGUCAAAGGCACGAUGGCACACCCUAGUGACACUGAAGCUUGGAGACAGCUUGAUACCUGCUUCCCAGAGUUUGCCUCGGAUCCACGGAAUGUUCGAUUAGGGCUGUGUACAGAUGGUUUUUCUCCUCAUGUCCCUGGUCCCAAAAACCCCAAAGGGAAAUUUAGAUGUGUACAUGCAACCACUGAUACAAGAGCUGAAACAGUUGUGGGAAGUUGGCGCAAUGACUACCCUGCAUAUGGUAUGUUGUCUGGAUGGUCCACGGCUGGUAAGAAGGCUUGCCCGUACUGCAUGGAAAAAAGCAAGGCAUUUUGGUUGCAGCAUGGCGGAAAAGUUUCGUGGUUUGAUAGUCAUCGUCAAUUUCUUCCUGCAGAUCAUCCUUUCCGAAAAAGUAAAACAACAUUUUGCAGAAACAGAGUUGAAAAAGGCGCACCGCCGCACAUCAUGUCAAGGGCGGAACUUUGGGAGUGUGUGAAAGACCUUUCGAGGGCCACGGAUGGGCCCGAAUCACUGCAAGAGUUGAAAAAGGAAAAGAAAGGGUGGUUCAAGCAAAGUUGCCUGUGGGAGCUUCCGUAUUGGAAGCAUUUGCUGAUUCGUAACAACUUAGAUGUCAUGCACAUUGAAAAAAACUUCUUUGAUAAAAUCUUUCACACUGUAAUGGAUGUGAGAAGACAAACUUCUGACACACCUUCGGCCAGAAAAGACAUUGCCAAAUAUUGUAGGCGACCGCAACUUCAUCUACAGGCUGAUGACAGAGGGAAUGAGGUCAUGCCAAAGGCCCCAUUCUGCCUCGAUAAGGGUCAGAGGAAGGUAUUGUGUGAGUGGGUUCGUGACCUGCGAUUCCCUGACGGUUACGCCUCCAAUUUGAGCAGAUGUGUGGAUCUGCAGGCGUGUAGAAUACACGGAAUGAAAAGUCAUGAUUGUCACGUGUUCAUGGAGAGGUUAUUACCUGUCGCAUUGAGAGAAUUGCUUCCUGUUCAUGUCAGGAAUGCAAUUACAGAGUUCAGCCAAUUCUUUAGAGACUUGUGUUGCUACACAGUCACAGUCAGUGACAUGGAACGGCUGGAAAAAGAACAUUGCCGAGAUCCUUUGCAAACUGGAGAAGAUUUUUCCGCCUGCAUUCUUCAACUUCAUGGAGCAUUUACCCAUUCACUUACCGUACGAGUCAAAGUUAGCUGGACCCGUGCAGUAUCGAUGGAUGUAUCCAUUCGAAAGGUAAUUGAAGAGAAACCAGGAUCUGAUGUGUUGCAAGCUUUGGCUAUGGGUCCGUUCAAGAAAGUUCGCACUUGGAGCCGAAUAUUUGUUAGCGGUUUCAAUUUCCAUACGCAAGACUACGGCAGUCAAGAUGGAGGAGAGUAUUUUGGCAUGUUACAAGACAUUAUUGAAGUUGUCUACACUGGUGCGAUCCGUGAAUACAAGACCAUCUUGUUUAAGUGUAGUUGGAUGGAUUGUGGUAAGGGUAUGAACAUACAUGAACAAUACAAGCUUGUUGAGGUGAAUCACACUAAGAAAUUCCCCAAAUAUGACCCAUUCGUGCUGUCUUAUCAAGUUGGUCAGGUAUAUUAUGCACCAUAUCCGAGCCUCAAACGGGAUCGGUUUCAAUGGUGGGCUGUGUUUAAAACGCAGGAAAGGUCCGUUGUGGAUGCUCCUGUGGACCCGGAGUUCUUGCAAGGAACAAAAACACGGGAAUGUAGUACACUCUGCCCACCGAAUGAUAUCCCAGACUACGGGGACGAUGGUCAUGCAUUUGUUGUCUCCGAGGGUGAGGACGAUGAUAUUGUGUCUGCUUCUGAAGACGAAUCAAGCGUCGGUUCAAGUGACAACGAAGAGGGCAGUGAAGAGGAUGAGGAAGACAUUGUUGUUUUUUAUGAUAGUACCGAUGAUAACAGUAGUGAUCAUUGUAGCAGUAGUGAUAGUAAUGAGUAG